Messenger RNA from Aspergillus alliaceus, 759 nucleotides. RefSeq lists its product as uncharacterized. Gene Ontology annotation, cellular component: membrane. Lineage: Eukaryota; Fungi; Ascomycota; Eurotiomycetes; Eurotiales; Aspergillaceae. Gene Ontology annotation, molecular function: carbohydrate:proton symporter activity. The transcript has 3 exons. Gene Ontology annotation, biological process: transmembrane transport; carbohydrate transport. The record is from RefSeq and is a predicted model, not a curated record. Bases 1 to 759 code for a protein of 252 amino acids.
AUGACCAUUAUUGAUGCAGAUGCGCAGAAGGUCUUUGUGCGAUUCCAAAUCCCUCGAGAUAAACAACAUCCAGAACCGGCCCGUGUCGCAAACCUACAUUGGACUGCGAACAAGGGAGAGGUUACCGCUGCAUACCGCAACUUCCACAAUACCGGGGGAAACAACAUCAUGCUCUGGAUGGAAUUUAAUAUCUGGGCACUUCAAUACGCCGGCCUAUUCUCUCACCCGAAUCUUUUGCACGUUGAGCCUCAGUUGGGCCUAAACCAAACCGAAGUUGUUGUUUCUUUCAUCCUUCCCAGUGGAACGGAGAAAUUAGAGAAGAUCUACCCUACCAUUGGACAUGAUUGGUCCGAGCUGGAUAAAGCAGCAGCUCACUACGUCUUUGGGUUAAAGGGAAAUCUCGACAUCCAUGACUACGCAUACAGCAGCAAUUAUACCCUCAAAAACGCUAUCCAAACCUACAAAAAUGGAAAUGCGAGAACUGCAUCAAAGCUGCAUUUGGCCUGCGCCACGCCUGGAGGUGGUAACCUUUUUAGCACCUUGAUUGUCAUGGGACAAUGGCUGUCCGCCCUAUGCAUCUAUGCCGCCUCGUUCAGAACCGACGGUUCCUCCUGGCGUAAACCUCUAAUCACCCAGAUUAUUAUGCCAGGUCUUUUGUUUCUCAUCGGCUUCCCCCUCCUACCUAAAUCACCAGCGUGGCUCCUAAUGAAAGACCGAGACGACGAAGCACUCGAGGCUCUCAAAGGUUCAGUGGCUUAA